Rotaria sp. Silwood1 is the source of this 1285-nucleotide messenger RNA. The record is from the annotation of a GenBank genome assembly. Lineage: Eukaryota; Metazoa; Rotifera; Eurotatoria; Philodinida; Philodinidae.
AUGGCUUCAACAGUGAAUUGUCGAAUAUGUAUGUGUAGUUGUUGUAACCCUUCUUGGGAUAAUACUGGAUGUUUCAUCAGCAUUGAUCCAACAGCAACAGCUUCUUAUUGCAAAUCACGCUGUAGUGAUCAAUGUCCUGAACAAUGUCCACGCGAUUUAUUAAUUGAAAAUAAUAGUCGUAUUGAUAUAGUUAAUUCAAAUGCUAAUAUAAAAGAUGAAGCAAAAUAUCGUGCAUGUCAAUUAGCUAAAACAAAUGCUUGUUUUUAUGUUGAUGAUGAUUGGGAUAUAAGAAUAUAUAUCAAAAGUCUUUAUUCACAUUUUCUUCUUGAACCAACUAUACUUCAUGCUAUAACAGAUCAAUUUACUUAUUUUACUAAUCUAAUGUGGACAUUUUUUGAUGAAAGUAUUGAUUUACAUACUGGAUUUAGUUGGAUUGGUUGUGGUUCUGUCUUUUCACGUGAUAAUGCUAUACGUCAUUUGAUGUAUAUGGACUUUUUUCUUAAUAAUGAUGAAAGUCGUGGUAAGAUAUUAAACGUAAGAGUGAUUAAGCCUCUUUUCAUUCCUCGAAAAUCGGUCUUAGACAAAGUACAUUCAAAUUCUAUGAAAUUCCAUUAUAUGUUGAGCUUUAAGAAUAAAUCUCAAAAAAAAUUUUUAAUGGUACAAUGAGACUAUUUUUGUAAUUGAAAAGUUUUUAUUCUUCGAAGUAGUACCGGUUUGAAAAAAAUCUUUUGUCUUUUUUUGUAAUGAUUAAGGUCUUGGAUUGAUUUCGAUAUUAUCAUUGAGAGAAACCAUUUCAAGAAAAUAAUUGAAUUUCAUUUAAAAGAGUUAAAGAUUCUCAAGUUCAAUUUUCUCGUUCAAGAAAGUCUUAGUUCUCAUGACUUAGUCAUAUUUUAUAAAUUUCAGUUUUUUUCUUAAAAUAGACUUUCACUAUCCGACCUCAAACGAUCAAAUGAAUAUAAUUUUCCUUACUUAACAAAAAGUAAAAUUUUGUCAAAAAAUUCGAAAAUGAGAUAAAUGAAGAAUCUUACUACCAAAUAAAUAACAAGCAGAAUAAAAAAAACAGCAAAAUAUCAUCAAUUUUCCGUUUCAAAGAUUAUUUCUUUUUUCGCAGUUUCUCAAUUAAGAUAUAGUGAUUUGAUGAAUAUCAUCAGAAAACUUCAUAACAUUGAGCUAAAUUAUUUUUAUAAACAUUGUUUUAUUAGAUUUAAUUCCACAAGGCGAUCAAUUUUUUUCCAUAUGGAUGAAUCAGAUUCCAGCACAAUUCAAUGGACGUUUACUUCAUUCU